UUUCCGCUCCAGGUCACUCAUAUAGUAGAAUAGACUAUAUCUUCAUAUCCAAAGACUUCCUGCAUCAAAGCACUGACCCUGAAAUUGGAAACAUCACCAUCUCAGACCAUUCUCCGAUUUUCUGCACCUUACGCUCCCUACCUGAGUCUGGUUUCUUCUUUCCUUUCUCAAGUCCCACCCUAACAAUAUUAAAUUAAGAACCUCGAUCCUCGAGAGUGUCAUCUCACAUUACAUCCUGCCUUCAAGAACUGAGCCAUGAGCUCCCUGAUCGGAAUUCUCAGCCUCCUCUCGGCUCUUGCAGCGACAAGCUAUGCUCUUUCAUGUACACACUGCUUUUCUAGCGAAGCGACAUGCUCGGGUCCCAGCUUAACCUGUCCUUCAGAUCAUCAGUGCGGAUCUGCAUACAUAGAAACCACUAUUGCUGGAGUGGAGUCUACAUCUUUGGACAGGACAUGCGCACCUUCAUCUCAAUGUGGCUUAAAGGGCAGUGUGCGCCUACAACAAGGACAUAUGAGGAUGAGCACUUCAUGCUGCAACACUGACAACUGCACUCCUGGUCCUCCCACAUUUCCAACAACAAGUUCUACCCCCAAUGGUCUGGUCUGCCGAUCCUGCAUCUCCGAAGACUCUACCUGGUGUUACACCGAUGAUACAGUACAAUGCACUGGGGAUCAGAAUAGGUGUCUUCUUAUGACAACUUAUGUGUCAGGAUCAGCGUCAGCUUCAGCAGCCAUUCGAGGGUGCGCAUCAAAGUCCAUCUGCGACAUCGGCAGCCAGUCCGCAAUCGCUGGAGGAGUGACAACCGAUGUUAAGUUCAUCUGCACCAGCGGUGGCCUUAGUGUCCAUAACAUCGUCCUGGCUCCGGCCAUUGCGUGUCUUCUACUGCUGAAACUGUUCUUCUAACAGAGGUUAAGGAUAUUUGGAUGAAUGAAGCCAAUUGAGACAAUAAUUUUUGUGUUCAGUAUAGAAUAUUUUAAACCUUGGCUAGAAAAUAUCAAUGUGCACAAGUAAUUUAAAAAUUGUCUUCUGCAUCUACUGUGCUUCAUUUUGUUGUAAUUCUACUUUUGUUUUACAAACCGCAUCCAUUGAUAUUUCAAUACUCUUUUUGAAUAAACUAAUAAGUUACAAAC
This is a messenger RNA of Bufo gargarizans (Asiatic toad), 1130 nucleotides long. Its product is annotated as phospholipase A2 inhibitor and Ly6/PLAUR domain-containing protein-like. The record is from RefSeq and is a predicted model, not a curated record. Lineage: Eukaryota; Metazoa; Chordata; Amphibia; Anura; Bufonidae. The transcript is spliced from 6 exons. The coding region runs from base 256 to 903 and encodes 215 amino acids.